AAGAAACAGGAGUUGCUUUUGGAAGUGUACUAGGCCUAGAGAAACUAAGUUUUGGUUAGAUUUGGAGUAACAUUUUACCACUGGAUAACCCGUCGUGGCUCAUCUAUUCGCGUUCGUUUGGGCGGGCGAUAUGUAUUCUCAUUGUCUUCAUCGUCGAGGAACCGCGCGGGGUCAUUGUUAUUCCUACACCGCUCGUUCAUGAUUAGCAGGUGAGUAUUAUCGCCAGUAGUGCGAGAGGAUCAGCACGAAGAUGAUGUCGUCACAUGAUUUUGAUUCAGCGUGCGGCACGACGCAUGAUCAUGAUAACCACCCUGCUGCGAACGAACAAGUAGAAUAUGCUGCUGCGGAGGCCGUGACAACUUCUCCCGUUCUAGUAUCAGGAGGGCAGGGGCAGGGCCAGGAUGCUGGAGCUCGUACCAACAUCUGCGCCCCUGCAGCCGUUCGUGUGCCGGUUCGGUGGACAAGCCUUUUUCUCCAAGCGCUGAACGAGGCAGACAAGGAUUUACUACAUCCUGCGAGGAAAAUCAUGUUGCCUGAUCAGCAUAAGAGCCUGUACGAUUAAUCGACCCCCUUCUCGAUACCGAGAAGCCCCCCCGAGUCCGAAUUCUGACCGACCUUACCCCCCCACGCCCCCCUUCUCGAAAUCGGGGGGCUGUUUAUCGCGAACCCCGAUUCCGAAUCCUAACGCCGACGCUACGGCGCAUCUUGCGCCAACUAUUGCUUCUCUUCAGCUUUCAAAACCACGGCCGCAGGCGCGGCCCCACUGCUCUUUAGAGGAUGACUCGCAUCGAGAGAAACCCACACGGAACCCGCGCACUGUGUCGCGUUUUGCUCUUUCUGUCGGUUUUUUUUGAGCAAGCAGAACCCAGCGAAUUUUCGCCCGACUUGCUCGGCAGCUUGUAGCCAUCUGCCUCCUUCCAUGUCCCGCACCGUUCUCGCUAAGAAGAUCAGGCCGUCAUCUUUCGGAGAGCAGUAGCGCAGCGAGUUCGCAACAGAUGCGCUCCACGCGCAGUAAAACUUUUCCACUGCGUGGCGGAUAAUUGGAUCUCUUGAUCUUGUGUACUAAAACAAGAACAGACCUACUCUGCUGUAGAUCUCGGAAAUUCUUUGGCGCAGCUUGCGGCCUUUUCUUUGGAAUGGGCCCUAUUUGCGCUUCUUUCGAAAAACGCACCGCUCCUCUUGUUCCUCUUCUUGAAAGGCCGCACGUCUUGAAAAAAAGUCACCGAAGCACAGCAGGAGAGUGAAGACAACUUUUGCCAUUGCCCCAGUGAGCUCGGCUUCUUUAGAAUUACGCAGCGCGGUUCGGUUUAAAGUGGGCGCCUACCUCCUCCGCGUGGGGUUUUGCUUUGCAGUGUGUAGAUGGAUUAGUGCGAAGGCGGGCGGUCUUCAGAUUCAUUAUUUUCUGGCGCUCCUAUUUAUUGGCUCUAGUUUGGUUCUAGGGUGGCAAUCAAGAAGUCGCAGUCGGAUCAGAAACUAGAAAACCAGACAGAAGUCAGUCGCGGAGCCGAGGCGGCAGCCACGACAGCGCCGGCGUGGGGAUUUCUGCUUAUUUCUGCUCUGGCUUUUUAGAAGUGGCUGCGCCGGAAAUAGAAUUAGAAGCCGCGCCGGGUAUACGUGGAAACCACGCUACUAGCCAACCACGCUAGCGCACGGCAAUAAGAACGCAAGACCAGCGCACACCCAUACUCUUUGGAUUUGCCAAGUCCUAAUCCCUGGCGCUACGGGAGGGGAAGCUCCGCGCUCACGUUUUGGAUUUGGCGGCGAAUUGAGCCAGACUGAGUCGGCUACUUUUUGGGAGGCCGGACGACCGACCAUACCUACCCCCCCCUUCUCGGUACCGAGAAGGGGGUCGAUUAAUCGUACGGGCUCUAACAAAACGAAGAUUCGUCAAGCUGACUGCCAUGUCGAAGUUGAUCCAGGAGGAACAAGUAGAACCACGACAGAAAAGACAAACUCAAAUUCUCUUGGUAGAUGUGGAGCGCGACCACUUCCACUGACACCAGAUGAAAACCACAAGUCUUACUACCAAUUCCAGAAAUUCCAUUUGGAGUCCAAGCUGUAUAGUAGCAACGUGCUGAAGAAGAGCCGCUACGUUCGAUGCGGAAGUUUUUGUUCAUCUGGUAGCACCACGAAUAACGCAGAAGUAGAGGGAGCACCAGAAGAUCCACGAAGACAAGCCGCAGUAGACCUAGACCUCGGCGUAUCCUGAGAAAAAAGUGUUACUGUUACACAUAAUUGUCUUGCAGGCCAAGCAAGACAGACAAGCUUUGUCAUGCCGGAUAUGCAUAGGAGCCUCCUUUCAUAGGUGUUUUCCCGUGUGAUUUCUGCAUUGCAAGUUUUCUCUCUCAUGCAGAGAAAUUUGUGUUGCUGAAUUGACAACAAAUGUGUAAAUGUAACACUUUUUUCGCGCGAUACGGCGAGUGCGAAGCGACCCGGGACCGCUUGAUUCUGCUUUCCUUGGACGGCGGUAAAAGGCUGGCCGCGGAGCUAGAAGAAGUGCGCUCGACGUCCGUGCCGCUAAAUGUUGAACUACAUGCGGUGAAUAUUUGGCCGCAGACCACAGACCCUGAGGAGCCACGGCCUGCUGGCGUGUUGGAUAGAUUUUUGCAGAACUACGGGUCGUUGUUUUCCAAAAGCGAACGUACAAAAGUGAAGGAGCUAAAGCCAAAAACUCGUGAAGAUGAGAGACGUCGAGAUCAUCUUUACGUCGAUGAUGAUGAUCAUUCUGAAGACUCCACGAUCGCUCCUCUGAGCCCGCCGAAAACGGCACCUGCGGUUGCGGACGCGGCAAACACAACAAGAAGGGACUGCGAAGACGGUGAUGUUGAAACGACCACUAACAAUAUGUUCGCCGGAGGAAAUCUAAAUUUGCUAGUGCCGCGCGGUAGAAAGGAUAGCACUUGUAACAAUGAUCUGCUAGACAAGAUCAAAGUGUAUUUCAACGUGGCGUGGGACGAGGCUGGACCUGGAGCAGAUCCGGAUAUAAUCAAGCCAGGAGAUGACCACCAACUACCGCAACAAACCCAAGACACCGGUGCCGCGUCUUCGUUCUCUCUCCCGCCUUUCGCGGAGUGUUUGCUCCCGGUCAGGGCAAGAAGGGACGAUGCGAGGAUGAGUCCGCUAAGCUUCACCUACGCCGAGCUUUUUGCCGGCAUUGGGGGUUUCCGAGUUGCGCUCGACGCUCUCGGAGGAGAAUGUGUCCUCGCAGCGGAAAUUGAUAAGGAUUGCAGAGACGUUUAUGGCACAAUCUUUCACGAACACGAGGAGGAAUCGUCAGAUGCCGGUGGCGGGAAGAACGCGGCUGCACUAAAGAUGAACGGGCACCAAACUACUUCUACAGCAAGUCAAAGUCAAACGAUCAAUUUUCCUACCGACGUGCGCGAAAUACCGCACUUACCAGAAAACACCGACCUGCUUGUCGGUGGCUUUCCCUGCCAGCCGUUCUCGCGUCUGGGGGAGCAGCAUGGAAUUGCCGAGGAGGCACGACGAGGUCGACCGACGAGAAGCAAGAAUUUUGGAGGCGAAGAUAAAAAUGGCGAAGGUGCGCAUCAUGAUUCUACGAAGCGUGGGGAACUUUAUCUCGAGAUUGUGCGGUUAUUGCAGAAGGAAAUUGACGAGGAAGCCGCGGUUCCACAUAAUACUACGACAGGCUCAACAUCAGACACAGAGGACGCAAUAAGGAUGAACGAAAAGCGCCGCCGACGUCUAGCGCCCACUGUGAAGGCGUUUAUCCUGGAAAACGUUCCAGGCUUGCUGGAGACGAACAACGGAGCAGAUUUCGAGGAAAUCAAAUCCGCCUUCGAGUGCAACGGGCUGUAUAACGUUUCCUGCAAAGUUUUGGACGCGAAGCACCUCACGGCACAGAGAAGGAGACGGCUGUUUUUUGUCGGGAUAGCGAUAGCGAACGAAGAUUUUUUUCGGGCAGGGGACAAGGUCGCUACUUGUGAUGGUAUUUCUGCUGGUCUUCAUCCUGCAAGAGAAAUUGACAUGAGCGGGGGUAGUUCCUGCACCAUGUUGAUCGGGAAAAAUCAAGGCCGUCCAACGAACGUCUUCAAAUUUCCAAAUCUGGAAGAAAUUUUCGAAAACGAAACGAGGUCGUUUCUGAGUUUGAGCCAAGUCAUCGAUCACGGAGAAGACGGAAAGAAGCUCACUGACGACCCUAUGGAAGAACUACCUGGAGAUGCCGUUCCUAGCAGACGACAUCUUCAGGCAGAGUCGCUCUCUAAUGCUCAGCUUCGAGCGCUGAUGCAAACAGCUGCGUGGAAGCGUGAUUUUCGGAAUCUGUUGCUUUUUGUACCUUCGGAAACCACCUAUUUUCCCUCACCUCCGCCCGCCUUCUAUCACACGAAAGCCGCGCCACUUGUGUCCCACUACGGCCACCACUGUUCCAACGGAAACUCCCAGCUGGUGGCGCAAAAUCUCCCGAAUAAUCCCAGGCUCUUCACGGUCGAAGAGUGUUUGCAGCUCAUGGGGUUUCCAAAGUGGUACCAGAAGCGGUUUCUUAGCGCGGUCAUAUUAGAGAAAACUCAAACUUCUUCUGAUGGUGAAUAUGCUUCUGGUGGUGAAGAUGUUCUUGCUGCGCCCGAGGUCGUGGGCGAGCUGCAUGUGCAAGACGCGAAGCGGCGUCGCAUGUGCUACCGGAUGAUUGGAAAUGCAGUGGCGCCGCCGGUAAUUGCGGCGAUAGCAGAGCAGGUGUUGGAGUUUGCUGGAAUAGCAUGCAGGCAGGGUGCUGGCACCUCUGGUACACCAGCUCCUCAAGAACAAACCAAUGACGCCUCGCAUAGGAAAUUUCACAUGACAAGAUUGCUGGCGUUGGAUGCAGUGCGAAGGCUAUGAACGGUCUGGCAUGCUGAUGCUCCUCGUCUUCGAUGCCGAUGUAAAGAAAACUACGUGACAAUUUCUGCUACAGCGGCAAUUUUGAUACAGCGACCAUUCUAGAGCGAGCAAUUUCGCCACACCGACAGGAGUUCUUGCGAGAAGAAAAUGAAAACGCUAC
Amoebophrya sp. A120 is the source of this 4996-nucleotide messenger RNA. NCBI's taxonomy places the organism in Eukaryota, Dinophyceae, Syndiniales, Amoebophryaceae. The record is from the annotation of a GenBank genome assembly.